AUGGAUGUUGCAGCUUUGAGAGACCGCAUCCAGUCUACCCUCGACGCCAAUGCGGAUAACAGACGCCAAGCUGAGCUGGACUUGAAAUAUGCCGAGACACAACCGGGCUUCAUAAAUGCGCUUCUGGAUAUUCUGCAGGGGGAACAAAAUAAUGCCGUUCAACUGUCGGCUGGUGUUUAUCUGAAGAACCGAAUCACCCGCGGUUGGUCUGUUGUUGAAGAAAGUCCUUUGCGCGCACCGAUCCCGGAAGAGGAAAAACCGAGUUUUCGAGAACGCCUUAUCCCGGCACUGGCGUCCACCCCUCCGAAUGUCCGAGCACAGCUUGUUCCCCUUCUCCAGAAGAUCCUUCAGCAUGACUUCCCCGAGCAGUGGCCGGGUUUCCUCGAGAUCACCCUUCAGUUGUUGGGUACCAACGAUGCGAACUCCGUCUACGCUGGUCUGCAGUGCUUGCUGGCAAUCUGCCGCGUGUACAGGUUCAAAGCGGGAGAGAAGCGGGAGGAAUUCGAUAAGAUUGUUGAGCACACGUUCCCUCAACUUCUGAACAUCGGGUUGAAGUUGGUCGAUGAGGAAAGUCUGGAAGCUGCGGAAAUGCUUCGGAUUGUUGUCAAGUCGUACAAGCAUGCUAUCUACUUCGAACUCUCGCCGUAUCUCCAAACGCAGCAAGCUACGGUGGAUUGGUGCACGCUCUUUUUGCGCAUCAUCGCCAAGGAGCCUCCGGCAAAUUCCAUGAUGGAAUCCAAGGAAGAAAGAGAGUUGAAUCACUGGUGGAAAUGCAAGAAGUGGUCUUAUGCAAACUUGAACCGUUUGUUCAUUAGAUACGGAAACCCCACAACGAUGACCAAGUCGAGCACUCCCGAUUAUACUCAAUAUGCGAAGAAUUUCAUUGCCAACUUCGCGCCCGAGAUUCUCAAGGGAUAUUUACAGGAGAUCGACAAGUGGGUGUCCAAGGGUCAAUGGCUGAGCAACCCGGCACUCGCCUACACUCUGGUUUUCCUGGAGGAGUGUGUCAAACCCAAGGCCAUGUGGGAUCACCUCAAGCCUCAUAUGGAUAACCUGGUUGCCCAUUUCAUUUUUCCUAUUCUGUGCCAGUCCGAUGAAGACAUCGAGCUAUUCCAGGAGGAUCCUUCGGAAUAUCUUCACCGGAAGUUGAAUUACUACGAAGAGGUUUCGGCACCCGAUGUCGCCGCUACAAAUUUCCUGGUUGCUUUGACCAAGAACCGCAAGAAGCAGACUUUCUCGAUUCUUACAUUUGUCAAUGGCAUCGUCAGCAAGUAUGAGUCUGCUCCGGAGGACCAGAAGUCGCCCAGAGAGAAGGAGGGUGCUUUGCGGAUGAUUGGCUCUCUGGCCUCUGUCAUCCUGGGCAAGAAGAGUCCUAUUGCUGGCGAGGUCGAAUACUUCUUUGUUCGUCACGUCUUCCCGGAGUUCCGUAGCCCUCAUGGCUUCCUCAGGGCCCGUGCGUGCGAUACUCUGGAGAAGUUCGAGCAGCUGGACUUCCAGGACCCGAACAAUCUCAUGAUCAUUUAUAGAAACAUCCUUGAGUCAAUGACAGACCCUGAGUUGCCUGUCAGAGUCGAGGCAGCGCUCGCUUUGCAGCCUCUCAUCCGUCAUGAUAUCAUUAGAACCUCGAUGCAGCAAAACAUUCCCCAGAUCAUGCAGCAGCUCCUCAAGCUCGCCAACGAGGUUGAUGUGGAUGCUUUGGCCAAUGUCAUGGAGGACUUUGUUGAGGUUUUCUCUGCUGAGCUUACUCCCUUCGCUGUUGCGCUUAGCGAGCAGCUUCGUGACACCUACAUGCGUAUUGUUGGAGAGCUCCUGGAGCGUAAUGCCACCAAGGGCGAAGAGGACGCUUACGGCGAGUUCCUGGAUGACAAGAGCAUUACCGCUCUUGGUGUCCUGCAGACGAUUGGCACUUUGAUUCUUACUCUUGAGAGCACUCCCGACGUGCUACUUCACCUCGAGACCAUCCUCAUGCCUGUUAUCAGUAUCACGCUCGAGAACAAACUCUACGACUUGUACAAUGAGGUUUUCGAAAUCAUCGAUAGCUGCACUUUUGCUUCCAAGUCGAUUUCCCCCACCAUGUGGCAGGCCUUCGAGCUCAUCCACAAGACCUUCAAGGCUGGUGCUGAGCUUUACCUCGAGGACAUGCUCCCUGCUCUCGAUAACUAUGUCGCUUACGGCUCCCAGAUGCUGGUUCAGAACCCGGCAUAUCUGGCGGCUGUUGUGGGUAUGGUUCAGGACAUCUUCCAUGACGAAAAAGUGGGUGGUGUUGACCGCAUUUGCGGUUGCAAACUCGCCGAGACUCUGAUGCUUAACCUUCGUGGCUUUAUCGAUCAGUACAUCCCUGUCUUUAUCGAGCUUGCGAUGCGUGUCAUUGACGCAGGAGAGGCGCGCACUAAGUCCUACCGCAUCCACUUGAUGGAGAUGGUCAUUAAUGCUAUCUAUUACAACCCUGUUCUCAGUUUACAGGUACUGGAGGCCAAUGGCUGGACGAACAAGUUCUUCAGCACAUGGUUCUCCAACAUUGACAACUUCAGAAGGGUCCAUGACAAGAAGUUGUCAAUCGCUGCAAUCAGCUCUUUAUUGACACUGAAGGCUGAUAAUGUCCCGACUAGCGUUCAGCAGGGUUGGCCCAGACUUCUCCAGGGAGUGACCAGACUCUUCCAAACUCUACCCGCCGCAAUCAAGAACCGUGAAGACGCCACCAAGGAGUCCGAUUUCACGUAUGAUGACGAGGAAGAUGUUGAGGAUGAGGACAACGACUGGGAUGGUGAGGUUGAAUGGACUGAACAGGACGAGGCUGAGGGUGUCUUGGAAGACGACGUUGCAGACGAGAGCGCCGCCUACCUCGAUUUCCUGAACAAGGAGGCCCAAAAGUUUGGCUCGUUUGCCGAUGAUGACGAUGACGAGCUGGAUGAGGAGAGUCUGCUCGAGACUCCUCUUGACAAGGUCGAGCCUUACGGCAUGUUCAAGCAUGUUUUUAUGAGCCUUCAACAAGAGCAGCCGCAACUCUACGAGAACCUCACAAAAAUUCUGAGUUCGGAGGAACAGCAGGUGCUUCAAGCGGUUUUCCAUGAAGCCGACGCAAAGGCGUUGGCUGCGAAUUCCGAAGCUGCAGCCGCCCAGGCCAAUGGAAACUGA
Molecule: messenger RNA, 3135 nt
Organism: Aspergillus saccharolyticus JOP 1030-1
Lineage: Eukaryota; Fungi; Ascomycota; Eurotiomycetes; Eurotiales; Aspergillaceae
Product: putative nonsense-mediated mRNA decay protein (Nmd5)
Exons: 8
Coding region: 1-3135 (1044 amino acids)
Biological process (GO): protein import into nucleus
Cellular component (GO): nuclear envelope; cytosol
Molecular function (GO): small GTPase binding
Source: RefSeq, a predicted model, not a curated record